Messenger RNA from Sorghum bicolor (sorghum), 547 nucleotides. RefSeq lists its product as uncharacterized. Lineage: Eukaryota; Viridiplantae; Streptophyta; Magnoliopsida; Poales; Poaceae. The transcript is spliced from 4 exons. Gene Ontology annotation, cellular component: nucleus. Gene Ontology annotation, biological process: maturation of SSU-rRNA from tricistronic rRNA transcript (SSU-rRNA, 5.8S rRNA, LSU-rRNA). The record is from RefSeq and is a predicted model, not a curated record. The annotation marks the transcript as partial.
CAAUGGCAGAGUGCAUCGGCCUGCUGUUCGGGAGGGUGGACGGCGCUGCAGCUGGCGGUGCAGAACCGGUGGGGCGGCCUUGACUCGCAGGCCAAGGCCGACCAGCUCGCCUCCUCCGUCCUCUCCUGGUUCACCCGCGCCGCCGCCAGAGGCACUGGACCACUCGACCAGGACGAGCUGGAGGGAUUGCUGUACGACACCAUGGACGAGUCCUUCAACGCUGACAUUAAGGAUGGGAGCGUCGAGGAGGUUACUAAGCAUCUGAUGAUUAUGUACACACCAUGUCUGCGACAGGACUAUUCAUAUAUCGAUAAGCUUAGGAAGACACGGCUUGCAGGCAGCGCCAUUACCCAGAGCAAAGAGACCGUCACUGGGAUCGCAAGCUGGGGCCACACUGGACCGUCGCCGUGAGCCGCCUUCUAAGUCGUUUUUAUGUAUUGAACUUGUGAGCUUGGAAUAAUGUGUACUUUUGAACACGUGAUUUGUAAUAUAUUGUGGAUUUCAUACAAAUUUGGUCGUUUGUGAUAUAUAAAUGUGGUUUGUGAUA